GAGGGAUAAGGAGCGGGAGAGGGAGAGGGAUCGCGAGCAGCGCGGGGGUACCACCCUGCAUGCGGGUACGUCCGGUAACGCGGCGGCCUCGCGGGGAGCAGGAGCGGCGGGGCGGCCUGAUCAGGCAACGGGACGUAAGGCGGAGGUGCAGCCGCAGCAACACCAGGAGUCCAAGGAGCAGGAGCGGCCACGCACCCAACCGGCCGCUGCUGCUGCUGCUGCCACGGUACAGGCAGGCGGAGGGGCAGCGACGGGAGCGGCAGGCGCAGGACCUGCAGGACCCGUGGCAGCAGUGGAACCAGACCCCAACCGCCAACAGCCGCAGCAGGUGUUACCGCAGCAGCAGCAGCAGCAGCAGCAGGUGGAGCCGCCGCUGAACCCGCUGGAGGCGGCUGCUGCAGCAGCGAGCAAUGCGGUCAAGGAGCAGGCGAAGGCCUCGGGACAGGUGCUUGAUCCUCGCAUGGUCAAGUGCUUCCAUGCCGGCGUCCGCUGGGGCAUCAAGCUGUCACGUCAGGCGCUGCAGACACGCAGCGACCUGGCAACAGCACUCAAUGACGCCUACGCGGGGGAGAUCCUGAGUUGCGGCCGCGGAGACACACUCAACAUCGUGUUCCUGGACGCGCAGGGCAAGGCGACGGAGUUCCCGUCGCUGCGUGGGCCGAAUGGCCGGGGCAAGGACAGUGCAACCAAGUGGCGUGCGAUGGUGGAGCGCGCGGUGAAGAUCUAUGUGCGGCGCUCGUGAGGGUGGGAGUCAUCAGAAGGAAUGCAGGCUGUCUUGCAGGUGGUGGGUGUUACCAAGGUGUCCUGGCUGCAUUGCUCUUGCGCUGCGAGAUGUGUGGGGGAGUGUAGGUACGAUGGGUGUUGCAGGUGUCGUGCCGG
Molecule: messenger RNA, 879 nt
Organism: Astrephomene gubernaculifera
Lineage: Eukaryota; Viridiplantae; Chlorophyta; Chlorophyceae; Chlamydomonadales; Astrephomenaceae
Source: the annotation of a GenBank genome assembly